Messenger RNA from Aspergillus ibericus CBS 121593, 4791 nucleotides. RefSeq names its product putative MAP kinase kinase kinase SskB (gene sskB). The transcript has 2 exons. Gene Ontology annotation, molecular function: MAP kinase kinase kinase activity; ATP binding. Bases 239 to 4345 code for a protein of 1368 amino acids. The record is from RefSeq and is a predicted model, not a curated record. Gene Ontology annotation, cellular component: cytoplasm. Gene Ontology annotation, biological process: protein phosphorylation; stress-activated MAPK cascade. NCBI's taxonomy places the organism in Eukaryota, Fungi, Ascomycota, Eurotiomycetes, Eurotiales, Aspergillaceae.
UGCAUCACCAACCGGACUGACUUGCCGCGUGCUUCAGUCUAACAUUGAUACUCUUAUUGUGUCCUACCUCCUGUUUUUUUUUGUUCACGCGUUCAAAGCACGGAAAUCCAACGGCACCCGGGCAGGGAUCGGUCGCGACUCAGCAGCGAUAAGUACUUAGCAUGCACCGCCACACCCCCUAUCUAGGCUCCGCUUGAGGCUUCCCUUCCAAUCCGCUUUCCAACCUCGGACAUGCGAGAUGGAAUCUCAGCAGGACCGCGGAUUCCAGAUCAUGGAGCAUCCCGAUAUGAACAACCAUGAUUCGGACGGCUCCGGGUCUUCGGACGAGCUUCUGCAACAGCCGUACGCUGUGAGGUUGGACUCCAAUUUUACAGAGAAUUUCGACGGCCAAGUUCAAACCCCGGCUACGACCAUUUCCUCCUCGCCUCCCCCAUCCAUUCCUUCCGGUCUCCCAGCAUGGGCAACCGGUACACCCACACGCCCUCGAGGAGCCAGCAUCGGUGCUUCAGUCGCUCUCGACAAGACCCCGCCGAUGGAUGGCCUUCCAGUGACCGAACGUGACCUGAGGCCGCAACGUCCGUCCGGCCCCGCUCGGACGCCCUCCAACACUUACGCGCCCCAACGACGCCCACCUCAGUACAUCAGCUUCCAGAAUGACCGUCAACGGAGCUCAUCGACGAAACGGAAUUCUAGACGCGACCCCAAUGCACAGUACCGGGCCCAGGAGAAGGCGUAUGUCCAGCGCAUCCGUGCCGACCCACAGGCUUGGUAUAGCCAUUUCGACGAGGCCCAAAACAUGGGCGUGGCGGUCGGAGACUCAGAUUUAGAAGAACCGUCGCCGUCUUCCGAGGUACCGUUUGAAGAUGAUGCUUACGACCCGGACAUCCAACUCUUUCUCACCGAUGACAACCAACCGACGAUCGAGGAACUCAAGAACCCAAGAAAUCAAGAAAGACUGGAAUGGCAUUCCAUGCUUUCCUCUGUAUUGAAGGGAGAUGUGGUCAAGCAGGAGAAGCAGCGACUGCUCGGGUCCGCGGAAUCGAAGCGAUCGUCGGCUCAGAACAAUGCCAUAUGGUUGGGUGUCAGGGCUAGGAUGUGCGGAAGGAGUGUUGCCCUGCAGAGAAAACUUAUCGAGGAAGCGAGGUCUGGACUUGGUCCCAUCAUCGAAGAAAUCAUCAAAUUCGAAAUCAAAGGUGAAACAGAAAUCGGGAAGCCACCCAUCAACCAGGUUGAGGAUAUUGUCAGACAAAUCGAAAGGUGCGAAAGCCUCUACUCUACUCACAAAGAGCUGGAAAUCGCAAACCCUCGAGUUGCUUCGGAAGAGUUCUGUUCGAGUCGCGAUGCUGUCUUUGCCUGGCACAAUACGACGAUCUUAAUCAAUACCGAGCUCGCUAUCCUGCAAAAAUGGGUUGGGAACGAUGAGCUGGAUUUCAGCAAGCCAAGAACCAAAUCUAUCAACGGUGAUCUCUCCGAUGAAUCUUCUUUCCUUGAUCGUAUCAUGAAGGAAGAUGGUCUUAAGACUCUUCAAGGAAAGCAUAAUAUACUCCAUGGCAUUGGGGAGGUCAUCCAAAAAGCCAAAAACACACUGAUUGAAAACGCAAUUUCCUUCGCUAAACGGCAUUUACCUCCCUAUAUCGAAGAGCUUCUGACCUUGAUCAACUUCCCGUCGCGCCUCAUACAGGAGAUUAUACGCGUUCGACUAUCUUAUGCUAAGAAUAUGAAAGACCCAGCUCAACAAUCACCCAUCUUGGUUGAUCAAAUGAUAUCGCAGUUUCAGAUUCUGAUGAGGGUUGCGGUGGAUAUCAAACAACAUUACUUGGAUAUCGCCAGACCCGAGCCAGGGUGGGAUCUACCUCCUUGCAUUGACGAAGGUUUCGACGCAGUUGUUCUGGAUGCCAUGAAAUAUUAUUUCCGUCUGCUGAAUUGGAAGUUGAAUGCAAAUAAGAAUACUUUCAAAGAAGCAGAAAUUCUAGAGCAGGAUUGGGAGUUUUCCAAUGAGAUUGGCCGUCAACUUGAGGGUGGUGAUAUCGAGGUCGCUGAGCAGUUUAGUGCACUGACUGCAAAGUCAAUCCAACGCCUAAUGAUCCACUUCGAGCGGGAGUUGACGAUCCGCCACAACGAGGAUCCGGCCGACAUGGACAAGCGAUACAAGAGUGUUUUGGACUCAACCCGAAUUCGCCAACGGAAGCUUUACCGGUUUUCUCGGUUCCUGCGCCAGCUGUUUGAAAAUGCUACCGAAUAUAAUCUGCCAGCUGAUAUUGCAUACGAUUUCUUGGAGUCUUUACUUAUCUCGGAUCAUUUCAUGAUCAAAUCGAAUAUCUCGGUCGGUCAAAAAGGCGUCUAUCUUUUUGCGCAUCCCGCAUUGUGGGAUCGCCCUACGGACAUUCAAGCUAUCUUAGGCACAUCAUUUCGUGAGGAUGAUACAAACAAGGAUACACCGCAUGCACCAUAUAUUCUGGUGGUUCGUCCCGAGAAGCCCCUGUCUUGGGCCGGCAAGGAGAUGCAGCUGGGUAUCAUGGAGCAGCCCACGGACUUGCGACUGGGCAAGUUGCGUCUCGUCGUUGAGGGGACACAGCAGCGUCUGUCUAAUGCUAGACAUGAGCUGGCACAUCUCACCGGAAUCCAGCUCGAUAUGGCCAUUGAACAACGUGCUAAUCUUGGCCGAGUGAACGUGGAGCUCAAUAAGAUUAAGAAGAUCUCGUUCAAGCUGUCAAUGACUAUCAUGGAUAGCGUUGCCAUCAUCAGGGAUCAGCUAAAGCAGAAAGGCGUGGAAAACCAUGAUUUGAUUCAAGCUUGUUACGCCUUCGCAACGGAGUUCGGGAAGCGUUCUUCAAACGUUGAUCCUAACAGACGGGCGAUGAACAGUGCGAGACUCGUCGAGUUGUCCCUUGAUUGGGUGUCGUUCAUUUGUGAUGAUUGUGACGCUGCUGAUCGGAAAACUUUCAAGUGGGCUGUCGCGGCUUUGGAAUUUGCGAUGGCCAUCACCUCUAGCAGACAUCUGCUGUCUAUGGAUGAUACACAGUUUAGCCGACUGAGGCAAAAGGUGGCCGGGUGCAUGUCGCUUCUUAUAUCUCACUUUGACAUUAUGGGUGCCCGGUCGUCUCGUGCAGCUCAAGCAGAAAAGCAACGCCUGGAGGAGCGUGGUGGCUCCAGACGAAUGGGAGCAGGCCGGGUGUUAACCGAUGAAGAGGCGACCAAGCUGGUUCGAGAGCAGCGUCUGGCUCACCUCAUCGAAAUUGAGGAAAGACGCGUAGACGAAGAUGCGAAGCGCCGGGCAUUGGGACGAGUCUUAGAGGGCUCCAAUGAAGCGGACAGAUCUCUUACGGUCCUUUCAUCCUCCGCUACGAAUUUCACCCUACGGUGGCAACAGGGUCAGUUCAUUGGCGGCGGAACAUUUGGAUCCGUAUACGCUGCGAUUAACCUUGACAGUAACUAUCUCAUGGCUGUCAAGGAGAUCCGUUUGCAGGAUCCCCAACUCAUUCCCAAGAUUGCUCAGCAAAUCCGCGAUGAGAUGGGUGUCUUGGAAGUAUUGGACCACCCCAACAUCGUCUCUUACCAUGGAAUCGAAGUGCACCGCGACAAGGUCUAUAUCUUCAUGGAAUACUGCUCCGGUGGAUCCCUCGCCAGCCUGUUGGAGCAUGGGCGCGUUGAGGACGAAACAGUCAUCAUGGUCUACGCUCUUCAAUUGCUGGAGGGGCUGGCGUACCUGCAUCAAGCUGGCAUUAUCCAUCGCGAUAUCAAGCCCGAGAAUAUCCUGCUUGAUCAUAACGGUAUCAUCAAAUACGUUGACUUCGGGGCUGCCAAGAUCAUUGCCCGACAAGGUAGAACUGUUGUCCCCAUGGAUGCCUUCGGUGGUCCUGGUCAUAAGGAUGGUCUUAUUCCUAAGGACUCCCAGCUGGCUCACAACAACUGGGGCAAGAAUCAGAAAACCAUGACCGGCACCCCAAUGUAUAUGUCUCCAGAGGUGAUCCGCGGAGACACCACCAAGCUUAUUCACCGCCAGGGAGCAGUGGACAUCUGGUCACUAGGCUGCGUGAUCCUGGAGAUGGCCACCGGCCGUCGCCCUUGGUCCACCCUGGAUAACGAAUGGGCCAUCAUGUACAAUAUCGCUCAAGGAAACCAGCCCCAAUUGCCACCACGCGAUCAGCUCAGCGAUCUGGGCAUCGACUUCCUCCGUCGGUGCUUCGAAUGCGACCCAUUGAAGAGAUCCACUGCGGCCGAACUCCUCCAACACGAAUGGAUUGUCUCAAUCCGCCAACAGGUCGUGCUUGAACCCGCAACCCCCGGCAGCGACAACAGUGGUAGCUCUACUUCGGGCAGUCGUCAAAAUUCGACGUAUCUAUGAACCUGAAUCUUCCGGAUCUUGAUAUAUCACGAUAUCACCUCUUCCUUUAUUCAUUUCUCAUUCGAAAAGCUUCAUGAUCUUUCCCCGUUCUUGCCUUGUCCAGAUAUUGCUCUGCUUGCGAUCAGCCAUUCAUACACGAGAAGAUUGCAUUUGAUACCCCCUCCUUAUACAUUCAUUAUCUUUUCCAUCAUAUUUACAUUUAUCCCAGCUGUACUCUUCAAACCACAUUUACUUGCUCCUUGACUCAUUGUUCUACCAUUGACAUUGAUAGCUCUAUUACAUUGUUGCCGUCCAGGAUGGUCUUUCUUCUACUAACCAAUGAUUGUAACGAUGCUCAAGAAAAUGAAAGAGCAUACAUACAUCAAAUAUAACUAUACAUCUCUCUAAACUCGCUAUACCAGAAUUUCUGUAACUUAAAACGCAGUCACUAGAGUCAGACGCUCAGC